Molecule: messenger RNA, 972 nt
Organism: Prorocentrum cordatum
Lineage: Eukaryota; Dinophyceae; Prorocentrales; Prorocentraceae
Source: the annotation of a GenBank genome assembly
AUGCCGGUUCCGAGGGCGCUGAUGGCUUUCUGCGGGGGCCCAGUUGUCCUGGCGCGCGGCCAGGGGGCAGUGGGAGGCGGAGCGAGCACAGGAUCGACCACGGCGACCCCAGCCUCCGCUGCCGGGCAGCAGCUGCCGGCUGUGGCCGACAUUACGCCAGCACUGUCGGCAUUCGCAGUCUUCGACGAGGCUGGUGAGGCCAGUGGGCAUUCCAAUUGGACUCGGUCCUACGGCGUGGUCACCCAGACAAGCAAUAUCCAUUCAGGGCAAUACUGCAGUGCGUCUCAGAAAGGAACCAUGUUCUACGCAUACGUUCCAGUAGCCGACUACGUGUGGAGUGUCGAUGCUUCCAGCGAGGACGACGACACUGUUGGCAUUGUGUUCCGCGUGGCUGACACUGAGAAUUUGUACAAGUAUUCGCACUCCAACGAUGAGGCUGGUUGUCGCACUUUGUACAAGAUCCAGAAUGGCGCACGGCGUGAAUUAUGGCGAGCCUCGUCGUACGCGCCCUACACGCAUGGCCGCAAGUAUGCUUUCCAGGUGCGGACGGACGGCUGCCGCUUCGUUGGUCACUACCGAGGUGAGGAGGACUUCGACAUCACCGACCCCGACUGCGUGGCAACCGGUGGCGUGGGCGCCUACUCCUGGGCGAACUCUGCCGGCCGGUGGAGCAGCAUGCUCCUGACGACGGCGGUGGCCUCGGUGGCUGCGGCCCCAGCGCCGGCGGCAGGCCGUGGGCAGGCGCUUGGACUGGACCCGGCCCUCACGGCGGCCCUCGUGGCGCUCGGCGCCGUCCUGGGGGCCUGUGGCGCCAGCGCGCUCUGGUGCCUCGCCGCGAGGUGCAGAAGGGCGCCCACCGCGUCCUCGUCCAAGGUCGCCCACGGGAAGUUCCUCGACGACGUGGGCAGCCUCGGUCGCCAGGGCGAGCUGCCGCAGAUCUGUGGGAGUCCCACGGGGGUGUCGGCCGUGUGA